GAUGAGAGAGGGGCUGCUGCCAUCUUAAUGACGCAGCUGGAUGACUUCUUGGGUGGAGCUCCAAGACAGUUCACGGAGUUUCAAAACCAAGAGUCAGUCACCUUUCUGGGCUAUUUCAAGACUGGCAUCAAAUACAAGGUGAAACAUGAUAUCUGCAUGUUGUUUUCAUGAUAAAUCAUUUAAAACAUCUUUUCACAGAAAUAAAAAAGCUGUGACCUCUGCCUUUAGGAACCAAGAGAGAUUAUUCAUUUAUUUGUACGAGACAACAAAAGCAAAUCUUGAGCUACCAAGUGAAAGCAAUGUAAUGACCUAAGCUAAAGGGGUUGUUUAAGUAUUGUAUGUUUAUAUGGAAAGUAGAAUUCGUCACUCGUGCUAUUUUGGGAACUGUUUGGAGUUGUGGUUGGUUGCUCCCUCAGGUUUUCCGCUGAAGGCUUCCAUGGAGAAAACAUGCAGAAACAUGCUCUCCAAUGCCAAAACACCAAAGGGCUGCAGAAGUCAUGAGAUGAAAAAGGUGGAGUAGCCUCAGGCUUCCAGCAUGUGGUGACCAACGACACGAAUAUCCAACGUCUGCUGCACGUUAAAGGUCGUCAUAACAUCAGAGCCAUGGAGGUGGACAUGUCCUGGGCUAGCUUCAACAAAGGAGACUGCUUCAUCAUUGACUUGGGAAAGACCAUCUACCACUGGUCUGGAAGUGAAAGCAAUCGCUUCGAGCGGCUGAAAACCACUGAGCUGGCCAUCGAUAUCCGCAACAAUGAGCGAAAGGGCCGUGCUGAAAUAGAAAUGAUUGAAGAAGGCUCCGAGCCAGAAGCCGUCAUUAAAGUGCUUGGGCCCCUGCCCAAGCUCCCAUCAGGAAGCAGUGACGAUGUAUCCACCGAUAAGAAGAACAAGAACCAGGCAUCUCUCUAUUUGAUUUCUGAUGCUACUGGCUCCAUGAAGGCAACUGUGAUAGCUGAAAAAAACCCCUUCAAACAAAACAUGCUCUCCCAGAGUGAAUGCUACAUCUUGGACAACGGAGGAGACAAUAAGAUAUUCAUCUGGAAAGGGAGGAAUGCAAAUGCAGAUGAGCGCAAAGCAGCUUUGACUGCUGCAAACAAGUUCAUCAAAGACAAGAAUUACUCUCAGAAUACUCAGGUCCAGGUAAUGCCAGCAGGGGCUGAGACCACCCUGUUUAAGCAGUUCUUCUUCAACUGGUUGGACAAGGAUGAGACCACAGGCCCAAGUAAGGCCUACACCAUUGGUAGCAUCGCUCGGGUGGAGCAGAUUCCCUUCGACUCCUCCAAACUCCACAGCGACAACGUCAUGGCUGCCCAGCACGGCAUGGUGGAUGAUGGCUCUGGGAAAGUCAAGAUUUGGCGUGUGGAAGGAGGAAAAAAUGUUCCUGUGGACCCAUCCACUUAUGGACAGUUCUUUGGAGGUGACUGUUACCUGGUGCUGUACUCCUACAACGUGGGAGGCAGAGAGAAGCAUAUCAUCUACACCUGGCAGGGGCAGAAUUGCACUAAGGAUGAACUGGCCGCUUCAGCCUUUCUCACAGUCAACCUGGACGAUUCCAUGGGUGGAGUAGCUACCCAGGUUCGUGUCACUCAGGGCCAAGAACCCCCUCAUCUUGUGAGCGUGUUUAAGGACAAGCCUUUGGUCGUCCACUUGGGUGGGACGUCCCGCGAGAGUGGCGAGAGCAAGCCUGGCAGCACGCGGCUCUUCCAUAUCCGCCAGAGCUCCAACAAAGCCACACGGGCUGUUGAGGUGAAGCCCACUGCCUCCUCUCUGAACACAAAUGAUGUGUUUGUGCUGAAGUCACCUGAGUCCCUGUUCCUGUGGAAGGGAAAGGGAGCAACUCCGGAGGAGAUCACUGCAGCUAAGUAUGUUGCUGGCCUGCUCGGAGGAACUGCCACUGUGGUGGAGGAGACCAAGGAACCAGCUGGUUUCUGGCAACCGCUGGGUGGGAAGAAGGACUACCAGACCUCCAAGACCCUGCAGGGGAUGGUCAGGCGUCCACGACUGUUUAGCUGUUCAAACAAAACUGGCAGGCUGAUAGCGGAGGAGGUGCCCGGUGAGUUCACACAGAUGGAUCUAGCAACCGAUGAUGUCAUGAUUCUGGACACCUGGGAUCAGAUCUUCGUUUGGGUCGGAAAGGACGCCAACGAGGCCGAGAAAACUGGAUCACUCAAGAUUGCCCAAGACUAUGUGAAUUCGGACCCCUCUGGCCGUAGCGGUAUCCCCAUCAGCACCAUUAAGCAGGAGGAGGAGCCACUCUCCUUCAUCGGAUGGUUCCAUGCCUGGGACCCUAAGAUAUGGAGCAAAGAUCCUUUGCAGUGGAUGCAAGACCGUAUCAAAAAGCAUUAGUAGAAAAACUAAAAGCAGUAGCCUCUGCAAGACACCUGCAAAGAUCUAUUACUUAUCAUGUAUUGUUGGAGAAUAAUCAACCUGUAUGAUAUCGUAAGUUUGGAUUUUUAAAGUUCUGUGUGGGUGGAGAGCAGCUUAGAGAUGCAUUGAGCAUUAAAGCUUUUUUUUUUUUUUUUAAAUAACACAACAAAUUCUGAAGUAAGAAUCAAAUUGUGACAUAAGAAAAAUACAGACAUAAUCUUAUAAUUCCACACUCAUUUUCUAAAACAUAUAGAAUCAAACCUUUGAUACGAAGGUUUGUGCAAUUUCCUUUGCAGCUUGUUUUCAUUCUUUCGUAUGCAUUAAAACAAUAAGCUGACAAGUGUUGAUGAUCCAGUGAAAAACCAUGACGCACUUUUUCUACCACAUUUCUACCAAGUUCAGUGUGGCCUUAUGGAAAUGUUUUUAAUUCACAUAUGUCACAGAUGAGAUACUGAUGAGAUACAUUUUAAACGUCACAAAUUUAUUUUGGUUUGCAACAAAAAUGUAUGUAUAUGUAUACGUAAAGUUUCCCUAGUUCCCUAGUUUGCAAAGACAAAUUUAGAUUGUGAAAUUCAGAAUUUUAAUAAAGAUAUGACCUUUUUUGAAAGUCA
Siniperca chuatsi (mandarin fish) is the source of this 2975-nucleotide messenger RNA. RefSeq names its product scinderin like a (gene scinla). Gene Ontology annotation, cellular component: actin cytoskeleton; cytoplasm. The transcript has 15 exons. Lineage: Eukaryota; Metazoa; Chordata; Actinopteri; Centrarchiformes; Sinipercidae. Gene Ontology annotation, molecular function: phosphatidylinositol-4,5-bisphosphate binding; actin filament binding. The record is from RefSeq and is a predicted model, not a curated record. Gene Ontology annotation, biological process: actin filament severing; barbed-end actin filament capping; actin polymerization or depolymerization. The coding region runs from base 604 to 2343 and encodes 579 amino acids.